Molecule: messenger RNA, 2468 nt
Organism: Nelumbo nucifera (sacred lotus)
Lineage: Eukaryota; Viridiplantae; Streptophyta; Magnoliopsida; Proteales; Nelumbonaceae
Source: RefSeq, a predicted model, not a curated record
UGAACUCCAUUUGCAUUGUUUCGAAAGACAGCGUUAACGUUCAAUACAAUCAAGCUGCUGAUUUGUUAGCUGCGGCUGGUCAUUGUGAAGAUCAAGUCCAAACAAGAUCAAAUUUGCAGCUUUCUUCUAUUUGUUUAGCUGAUGCUGUAGGAAGGGUAGCCUCCCGGGCUGUGUAAUUAGUGUUUUUCUUGUGAGUUCUGCGUGUGCUUUGCUUUCUUUUGUAACCUCAACUUAUCAAAAAACAAAGUAUAGCCUUAUCUAUAUGGUACUUCUAAGCUCUACAGGAACAAGCUAAAGGAUUCAUGGAUGUCUUGGGCGAUGAAUUGGGCUCUCGCGCGCACAUGUGCCAAGAACAAGUCACGUUCUACUUCUUGCAGACCGUUUAUGGUGGUGGUGGUUCGGGUUCCGCCUUUGCGUGUAGUAGCCCAAUUUCGUACGUCUUGUUCUUGUGCCUCUGAAGAAUUGGCAAACAAGGCUAACUCCAAGAGCUUGUAUAAGGCAUUGAGAUCUUUAGAACUCGUUAAUCCAAAAUCUUCUCUAUCCACCCAAAGGCAUGCCGACCAUCUUCGCCUGUUACAAUCUUGCAUGCAGGAUUUGUUGGAAAAGCGUGACGGUAAGAGCUCCACUUCUGUUAAUCUAGCCGAGAGGAAAACCCAUGACUCGUUCGAUGAAAUUCUUGACUCCGGUGCUGAAUGUUGGGCUCUUGCCCUGUAUAAGGAGAAGGAUGUUCUUUCUUUGUUUUCUCGGAUGCACAAGAAAGGGUUGAGAGUGGUUGGUGCUAAUGCGUUCUCGUGUGCAUUGAGUGUGUGUGGGGCUUCAAAGGCUCUAGGCGUCGGGAUUCAACUUCAUUCUCUAGCAACCAAAACUGGAUUCGUUAUGAAUGUAUAUGUUGGUAGUUCUUUGGUCACCCUGUAUGGCAAAUGUUGGAGAUUAGAUGAUGCUUAUCGGAUGUUUGAGGGAAUGCCUGUGAGGAACGUUGUGUCAUGGACAGCUAUUAUUGCUAGCUUUGCACAACACUGUCAGGUUGAGAUGUGUCUGUGGCUCUACCAUGAAAUGAGGCAUUUGACGAUAAAACCCAAUGAUAUCACCUUAAUGAGCUUGCUGACCGCCUGCAUGGGUGGUGGCUCUCUUGGAAAGGGGAGAAGUGCUCAUUGUCAAACAAUUAAGAUGGGUUUCCAUUCGUAUACCCACAUUGGCAAUGCUUUGGUCUCUAUGUAUUCCAAGUGUGGGAACAUUGGAGAAGCGUUCUACAUUUUUGAGAAUAUGCAAGGAAGAGAUCUCAUCUCAUGGAAUUCAAUGAUUGCAGGGUUUGCUCAACAUGGUCUCGCAGAAAAGGCCAUCGACCUCCUCAAAGAAAUGGUGAAGCAGAAGAUCAAACCCGAUGCCAUUACUUUCCUUGGCGUUCUCUCUUCUUGUCGUCAUGAAGGUCUUGUAGAAAAGGGUCGAACUUACUUCAAUUCUAUGAUUGAACUUGGUCUCACGCCGGAUUUAGACCAUUACUCAUGCAUUGUGGAUCUUCUUGGUCGAGCUGGGUUGCUUGAAGAUGCUCAAGAAUUCGUCCAGAAGAUGCCCAUCCUUCCUAAUGCUGUUAUUUGGGGCUCCUUACUUUCUUCUUCUAGGCUUCAUGGGAACGUCUGGAUUGGAAUUCAUGCUGCAGAGAGUAGGCUUUUGUUGGAACCGGGCUGUGCUGCAACCCAUGUGCAACUGGCAAAUCUAUAUGCCAGUGUGGGUUGCUGGGAUCAGGCUGCAAGAGUACGGAAGCUUAUGAAAGAUAGAAGAUUGAAAACCAAUCCUGGCUAUAGCUGGGUUGAGAUCGGUGGAGAAACUCACAGAUUUAUGGCAGAGGACAGGUCAAACACUAAGGUUAAUGAGAUCCUCACAGUGGUCGACGGUUUAGUUUAUAACAUGAGAGGUUUAGGCUAUUCCCCUAAAAUACAAGAAGAGGAGGUUGAAUUAUGAUUUUUUUUUUCAAAAAAAAUUUAUGAUUUAUUUCCUGUAACCUAGUUGGGUCCAAAUUCUAGCAAGACCAUUGGAGGGUUGAAAACUCAGGUCAACAUAGUCUAGUCUAGCAUUUGACUCAGCACACUUAAACUCACUGGAUUAUUUUGGUUCAUUUGAGUGUUCUGACUUCUGGCUUGGAUAUAGGUGGAUAAACCCACAACCAUUUAAAAGAGAAGAGGUUGUAAGAGGAGAGAUUGCAAUGCAAGUACUCCCAUACAAUCAGGCGAUGGACUGGCUAGCUAGAUGGAUAGACACAAGGACUUAGGUUGAGAAUAAAGAUAUGGCUGAGUGGGCUUUCAAGUAUUUUAUUAUUAUGGAUUUUUGGGGAAGAGCUACCCCAAUACCUGAUUUUUUAUUGUAAAUAAUACCCCCAAUCUUAUUUGUUAUUAUGAAGUGCGUGUUUGUCUUAGGUCCUGUUUAUUUACAAAUUUGCCACUUACCUGGGCAAAUACACUUACUCAAUUAAA